Messenger RNA from Aureobasidium subglaciale EXF-2481, 2527 nucleotides. RefSeq lists its product as uncharacterized. Bases 226 to 2106 code for a protein of 626 amino acids. NCBI's taxonomy places the organism in Eukaryota, Fungi, Ascomycota, Dothideomycetes, Dothideales, Saccotheciaceae. The transcript has 3 exons. Gene Ontology annotation, biological process: regulation of DNA-templated transcription. The record is from RefSeq and is a predicted model, not a curated record. Gene Ontology annotation, molecular function: zinc ion binding; DNA-binding transcription factor activity, RNA polymerase II-specific.
ACCUAGCCAUCAUGUCUAUACUACGUGAUCAUCCUUCAUGUGCUUACCUGUGUAAAUGUCUCAUGCGCCCACUCAUACCCAGACGCUCCUUUACCGCGACUUGAGCAAACCAUUUCGACUUUUCGGAUUUGGCAGGGAAAUCCUCUCAGCCAGAGGAGUCGUAGCCAGAGGAGUCGUUGCCUAAUUCGGGCAACAUUUCGUGAGUUUGCACUUCGAGACCUAGUCAUGUCGCGGGCGAGUCCACCGAAGAGACCACGGACUGUCUCCGAGUCCCCAAGAGAUGGUGCUGUUCAAGAUGGAACGCCUAUCGAUCACUUAACCCGGGGUCUGGCUCACGAGCCGCUCGACUAUCCUCGAAAGCGAGCCAUUAUCGCCUGCGAAAUUUGUCGAAGCCGAAAGUCAAGAUGUGAUGGUGGCAAGCCAAGAUGCAAAUUAUGCAUUGAACUCGACGCACGAUGUAUAUAUCGAGAACCUGGUAUUAAGCUAGAUGCGGGCGACAAACUCAUCCUAGAAAGAUUAUCUCACCUCGAAGAUAUGCUGCAAUCUGCCAUGACUUCGGCACACAUGAACUCGAACAACAUUACCAGAACAGCGCCUCCCACAGGGACGUCUCCCACUGCAAGCACCAGUACUGCAGACGACGCCUCUACAAGACGUAUCAGCUGUAGCGUUGCUCUGGAGAAUAAUCGCUUAAACGGUCUGGGUACCUGGGACAGUGUCAACAUUUCAACUAUGCCGAAAGGACAUACUACUCCGGCCCUGAAUCUCUUACAGUGGCCGCUCAUUCGAGAUUUGGUCUCGCAACCUCUAGACCCGCAAGUCCUGGUAGAGAUGGAGAUGUCCCGACCUCCGAUCAAUCUUCCACAUUUCCCUCGACCAGAUAUGGCGAACACGGCAGUCUAUGCCAGCUCUUACUUCGAUUUGGUCAACGUCUGGUAUGCAUGUGUGAAUCCACAUGCAUGGCCUAACCACUAUCGCGAGGCGACCUCUGUUGGAUUCAUUCAAGGAGCAGACAGCUGUCUGGUCCUGCUAGUUCUCGCUCUUGGCUCAGCGGCUCAUGGUGGAAGUAUCUCAAGACAUCCUCACAUUGGUGAGCCGCGUGGCAUCGACUACUUCGCAUCAGCGUGGAAGAUCAUACCGAAUUUGGCAAUACGCAAUGACAUACCAGCUGUACAAUGCUACAUUCUAGCUGCGGCAUAUCUGUUCUAUCUCGUCCGCCCUCUGGAGGCAUGGAAUAUGAUCACGAUCGCUUCUACAAAGCUACAGCUAGUCCUCGGCGUCCCAGAUCGAGUGCCUACCUCGCAAAGAGAGCUUCUCGUCAGACUUUUCUGGGACACUCUAUUAGCAGAAUCGGACCUUCUUGCAGAGCUGGAACUACCACACUCCGGUAUCGUCAAUUUCGAGGACAUAGUUGGCUUGCCAGGCCCCUUCUCCGAUGUGGGUGGAGAGUACACCAGUAAAGAUGAACUAUGGUACUUCCUCGCAGAAAUCGCAUUACGCAGACUUCUCAACCGAGUCAGUCAUUUACUCUACGUCAAAACACCGACCACAGCUCCCACCUCAAAACUAGCACGAGUUACUGCUGAACUUGACUUUCAAUUGUCACAAUGGUAUGAGGGUCUGCCUCAACCCAUCAAGUUUCCCAUGACGACUCAGACCGCCGACUCACCUGGUCAAGUAUGUUUACGACUACGAUACUUUGCAUGCAGAACUAUCAUCUUUCGACCCUACGUCUUUGCCGUACUCUCGGAUGAGAACGCAGUCUCCGAUCAGGUAGUCAGAGAAAACUGUCGAAAAUGCCUCGAAGCAUGUCUCAGACAGAUUGAUAAUGUUUCUGCACAUCAAGUUGGUCAUCUUCCAUAUCUGUGGCAAGGUGCCCUCAGUCUAGUCUCUCAGACUCUGUUGGUCAUGGGGGCCACCAUGUCCCCUAGACUCGCUGCUCUCUUACCACCCACUAUUUCUGUGGAAGUCGUUAUUGCAGAAGUCGUGAAUGAACUGAACAGACUGGCCCAUCUGGCUCCGAGCUUGAAAUUAAGCGCAGAGAUCGUGAGGGAAGCGGAAGUGAGGAGGAAAAUAUUUUUCAGUAGUCAGGGGUCCCGGGGAUGACAUGCAGGAAGAUGCGCUGCAUGGUGUAUUACAAUGUGGAGAUGGUAGCUUGUGGUGUUGUUAAGUACAAUUCCGUGAUCAAAUCGUUUGUCAUCUUGAUUGGUUCGAUGAACACUCGCCCAGCCAUAUCCGAAAUUGUCGCCAUUACAUCGAAGUGUACGAAGAAGUGUUUGAGCUCAAAGUGACUACUAUGCGGCCAGUGCCCCGCCGCCUCUAACCCUGAGUCCAUCUACACCGCUAGGUUCCUAUACUGAAGCUUGACGAGCGCCUCUGCUUGUGCUCAGGUGGAUGGUUUGCUACUCAGAACCGCAACAUCGCAGACUCAUCAGCUCAGGAAUCCCCAGUUCUUCGUACAAUGUUCGACAACUGCCUCCUUCGCCAAAUUGAUUGCCGGUCUGUUCUCCAUCCUGCUAACGUGAUG